AUGGCGGGAAUCGUCAACGGCCCUCUUUCCCUAUUCCGGAAGUCGGACUCUUCGAAGCCUCUCCAUGCUCGAUGGGGCGAUGUGUCCAUUUCUGUCCCUACAGAUGGAUCAUGGAACCAGUAUGACAACCCCCAUCGACCAGUCACGGAGAGGCAAGCAUAUGGACCGGGAUAUGUCCCCGACUGCUCUCCCCAAGACCGAAACCCUCGGCCAUUAAAGGAUGAUGACCCAGACGACGACAACCGGAGUGUUUCAAGCGUAGCAUCAACUGCCUCGCGCCGAAACUCACUGUCAUUGGGAGCAUUGCGACCGGGUCGCCUAUCUGUACGACUAGCCUCGCGCCCGAAACAUCUGCGAGGCGAAACAGCAUCAGAGAGAGAUGCCCAGCGCGUGGAGCAAAAGAGAACAGAGUUUGCUUAUAGACCGAUUCAACAAGACUACACGUCCGAGGUGGUUGAAAAUUCCUCCCAGUCAAGCAACAGAUUCAAGUAUAUCCCGACCAACGGGCGAUAUCUUGAAGGAUCGAGCUCUCGCUCUGCCGCACCACGCAGCCAGUCUGUCAGUUCAUAUCGGACAUCCUAUUCUGGCCGAGAAUCACUAGCCGAAUCCAUUGAUGAAAGAGACGUCGGUUACGAUCGCGAUCGCUUUCAGUCUCAAAUCCCGAUGGCUCACGGGGGUGCUUACGUCGAGGAUGACCGUCGGAGUCUCCGCUCGAGUCUUGGAGACAGCUCGGACAGUUCUAGUUCCCGGCGAAAUGUUGGUCUGCCACCUCGACGUAAUACGUCGCCUUUUGUGGCAGCUGAUCGGAGGAGGGCUUCUUUCGUUAAGCCCAUGACUUUGGCCAUGGUUCCUGACCCCGAUGAGCUCUACGAGUGA
Messenger RNA from Penicillium canescens, 876 nucleotides. RefSeq lists its product as uncharacterized. The record is from RefSeq and is a predicted model, not a curated record. The transcript has a single exon. The coding region runs from base 1 to 876 and encodes 291 amino acids. NCBI's taxonomy places the organism in Eukaryota, Fungi, Ascomycota, Eurotiomycetes, Eurotiales, Aspergillaceae.